Schistosoma intercalatum is the source of this 798-nucleotide messenger RNA. The record is from the annotation of a GenBank genome assembly. Lineage: Eukaryota; Metazoa; Platyhelminthes; Trematoda; Strigeidida; Schistosomatidae.
GGACUAUUUAAACCGUAGCGGGUAACUUAAAUGUUUCAUUUAGCUACGAAAUUUCCUUCACUCGUAUCUACCAGUAUCAAUCACAGAUUAUCAGCUGUAUUCUCCUCAAAAGUUGACUCAUUGUAUAGUGUUUUCGGGCUCUCAAGCAAUGCGACUCACCAAGAUAUCAAAGAAGCCUUCUAUCGACUGUCAAAAAUAUACCAUCCUGAUGUGACUGAUGAUCCUAACUCUAGAGAAAAGUUUCAUGAGUUGACAAAAGCUUAUGAAAUCCUUGGAAAUCCUGUUAAACGGAGUGAAUAUGACCGUGGCCUAAUUCAUACGAUAGGCAGCGGCGUGCAUCACUUCUCUAAGGCCGGUUACACAAUUGACUCUGUAAAAGACAGAAGCACAGACAGCUUUAAAUCAUUCUAUGUAAAACAACACAACCGAACGUUAAAUGAGUUCUGGGCGAAGCAUUCUGAUCGUGAAUCUAUGAUGUCUGCCACUGAAUUGAGGAAUGAUCAUAAAGGAGUUUGGGGAGUACUAUUUAUGACGGCGUUGUAUACCACUUUAGUGGGUUAUUUCUAUGCAAAAUAUUACGAGGAACCCAUUGAAUUCAUCCGGCCUUCACAAGAUUAAUUGUGACAAUUUGCACUUUGAGUAAACAGAACUCAUAGCUAAUACUGUACUUUAAAUUGUUUAUUUAUCAGGUUCAUAGUUGUUCUGCUUUAGUGUGAAUUUAGAUACUUUAGAUAUGUUUUGUGGUUAUUGCGCCUUCUAUUCUCAGUAAAAACUAACGGAUUUAUUGUUGGUGAGUCA